Messenger RNA from Daphnia pulex (common water flea), 1937 nucleotides. Its product is annotated as calphotin-like. The transcript has 2 exons. The coding region runs from base 672 to 1730 and encodes 352 amino acids. Lineage: Eukaryota; Metazoa; Arthropoda; Branchiopoda; Diplostraca; Daphniidae. The record is from RefSeq and is a predicted model, not a curated record.
GGCUACAUCACGAGGUUGAUCAAACUUAAUUCCUUCUUUGAUUGAGCCUACCAUAUAGAGCACAACUUAUAAGUUAUAAUGUAGCUGCAGUGAUCAAUCAGUGCUGUCACAUUUUCUUCUCUGAAACUACUCCGAACUUUAUAACUUUAAUGCGGUGUCGAGUUCACCUCACAAAAUUUACAUAGUUCAACUGAUCGUAUAAUAAGAGGAUUUUUGUUCCCUUGUUUAUCUAAGGCCGGUCGAAUUUAACGCUAUUCAAAUUACGUCAGGCCUAUAGCGUGUUUCCCCAGAUGUGCUUACAAAGUCUUGCCGACUUCACCCGACUUCAUCUAAGAUGUAUUUGGUGACAGUAACAAAUGGGCGUGGUCCUUGGAAAUAACUAGAAGCAGGAAGCACUGUAGUGUGUACACAUUGACUACGAUUGUUGUAUGUCAUAUCAAUUUCAAGGAUAUUCUUCUCUAGCUGCUAUCAAGCGUCAAACAGCGAAAUCAACAUACGAAAGUGGAGAUGAGAAUUACAGGAAAGCACCUUUGGAACUUUUCCCAAAAAAAGAUUUUGAUUCGCUUCUCGCCUUUGGCUAAAUUUUGAUCGCAUAUAAAAGAACGACCGAGAAUCCAGCUCAUCACUUGCUCAUCGCAGCUUCGUCUUGUCGUUCAACAACCGACAUCGCCAUGAAAGUUUUGAUCUUUUGCGCUAUCUUGGUUUGUGUCUCUGCUGCUCCAUUGUCGCUCGAGUUGACCGAUGACUUGAAAUGGAAAAGCGUCGAUCUCAACAAGGACGGCCAACCUGAUGUUGUUGCUAUGCCACUGACACCCGAGUUUAGCAAUGAUUUCCAAUGGAAAAGCGUAGAUCAGAACAAGGAUGGUCAACCUGACGUUGCUCCGGUUGUUGAAGAAACCAAAGUAGCUGAUACCCCAGUCGCUGAAGUCGCCCCAGUCGUCGAGGUCGCUCCGGUAGCCGAAGUCGCUCCGAUUGCUGAUGUCCCCGCUGUAGAGGCUGCCCCAGUCGUUGAAGCCGCCCCAGUAGCUGAAGUUGCCCCAGUCGCUGAUGUCCCCGCUGUAGAGGCUACCCCAGUCGUUGAAGCUGCCCCAGCCCCAGUAGCUGAUGUCGUCGCUGUCGCUCCGGUUGUUGAAACCGCUCCAGUGGCUGAAGAAACCAAAGUAGCUGAUGCCCCAGUUGCCGAUACACUUGUUGCUGUUGCAGCCGCACCUGAAGUCGAAUUGAAAGUCCCCGAGCCCGUUCAAGAUACGGCUGAAGUACAGGAAGCUAAAGCUACAUUUUUCCAGCUUUACGAAGAAGCCGCUGCUGCAGCCGCCGCUGUUGAUGAAAAUGGCAACCCCACCGUGAAUAACGAUUUAGAAAGCAAGGCUCGCCAGGUUGUUUCAUUUUUUAAUCCAUCUGUCGCACCGUACACCCUGCCGACUUUCUUCCCGGCCGCACAGCCUUUGGCAUACAGUGCUGGAUUUCCUUACACCUUCCCUUUCGUCUACCCUACCGUGCCUGCUCCUGUUACCGCUAAGAAUGACCGCAAAAAGCGACAGGUUCCCGUUUUUCCCAGCCAGUUGUACAACGACUUGGUCUACAAAAGUGUUGAUUUGAACCAAGAUGGCCAGCCCGACAAGGCAGUUAUCACUACACCCAAAUCUGUCCAAUAUUUGCCUUAUGCUGGUUAUCCUUACUCUGCCUACUACCCCUACGCUUAUCCGUUUGCCAACGGCUUGUAUUUUUAAAUUUUCUUGACGAAUUAUGACCGAAUAAUACUUCUGCUCGGGGGGAAGGACUAUAUUUCAUUCUUGCAAAUGUUACCACUUGAAUUAUCAGUUGUUUCAUUCGUUACCUGAUUGUUUUUCUAUAUAUUUUUUUUGUGGUGGAAUAUUUAGUUGUUACAUUUGUGCUGCACGGAUUUUUUUAGAUUGAAUAUGAGCUCAAUUCAGUAA